AUGUCCUCCCCUUCCAGGCAGGCCUCCCCUGGCGGGGCGGGCCUCCUCCAAGGGAGCAGGACCCGAUCCUACGGCAGCCUGGUGAAGACCCUGAGCUCCCCGGCGCGGGAGAGGCGGAUCGAGCAUUGCCUGGAGCCUGGGGACACUUUGCCGGGGCUGGCGGUGAAGUAUGGGGUCACGACGGAGCAGAUCAAGCGGGCCAACCGGCUGUACACCAACGACUCUAUCUUCCUGAAGAAGACGCUCUACAUCCCGGUCCCGGUGGAGCCCAAAGGGCUGACCAACGGCUUGAACCUGGACGAGGAGGAGGAGGAGGCAGCGGAGGAAGAAGAAGAAGAGGCAGGGGAGGGUCAGCCUGACAGCGCCAAGCGGCAGAAACCCCAGCGGAAGAACGGGGCCUCGGCCUCCGCCCCCAAGCACGACCUCUCAGCCGCCGAUUUCCUCUUCAAGCUGGACUCUGAGAUCCGCCGCUCCAAACAGGCCGCCACCAAGAAACUGCGGGAGGGAGAGGGAAUGGCCCCCGACAACGAGCCGGGAUCCAGCCCCGGCCCCUCCUAUCAGAACGAGCCUUCUCCUUGCACCCCUAAGCGCGCAGUCCUGGGGCCUGUUCCGCUCACCAAAAUCGCCCGCGCUGACACCCUUCGGGAUCAGGAGGACGAAAUCUUCAAGCUCUGA
Molecule: messenger RNA, 675 nt
Organism: Euleptes europaea (tarantolino)
Lineage: Eukaryota; Metazoa; Chordata; Lepidosauria; Squamata; Sphaerodactylidae
Gene: LYSMD1
Product: LysM domain containing 1
Exons: 3
Coding region: 1-675 (224 amino acids)
Source: RefSeq, a predicted model, not a curated record